Messenger RNA from Trypanosoma conorhini, 813 nucleotides. RefSeq lists its product as uncharacterized. Bases 1 to 813 code for a protein of 270 amino acids. Lineage: Eukaryota; Euglenozoa; Kinetoplastea; Trypanosomatida; Trypanosomatidae. The transcript has a single exon. The record is from RefSeq and is a predicted model, not a curated record.
AUGAAUUACGACGCCACACCAAAUGCCCUCGAACCGUUCGGCGUAUUGCACGGCGACCGCCUCGUAGGGGCAGUCGGGACGUCCUUCGAGGGAAAGGCGGCGACGGUGCUGGGUGUUCGUGUGGGUUGCCUUCUCUUGCGGCAGGAGGGAGAGGAAAAGGAGAUGCCGCUGCACGGCGUUGAGGGGAAGGACGGGCUUCUGGCUCUGUUCGGCAAGCUACCUGCCCCUCAGUUUGAUGGUCAAGCAAUGAAGGAGGGUCACCCACCUGAGGGUGAGAAAACGACUUCCUCACCACCUCUGGGGGGCGACGAUGAGGUUGAGAAUGAUUCUAAUGCUGGGCACAGCGAUGCCGGCGCUGCUGCAGGCGAGGGCGAAGUAGCUUCUGCGGGCGCCGAUGAUGACAGUCGUCCGUUUCUCGCGUCGGAGGAAGCGGCGCUCGCAGCAGCGGAGGAGCAAUGGGAAGGCAGUGAAUCAACCAGGUCUGACGGGGAGACUGCACCGCAGUCAUUAUUUUUCACCUCUUUUUUGAAGGCAGUGGCGUACUGGAAAAUGCGGCUGCUCUCUGAGGAGGAGCAGCGGCAAAAGCCUCUUGCGUUUGUGGAAUACUACAGCACAGAUGCGCAGCGACGCAUGCUAGAGGCUGUCGACCUCCUGCAAAGACACAAGGGCCUUUUUGACGGUAAUGCUGCCGGCCGCGGUGUCGAUGCGCAGUUGCGCUCCGCCGCCUCUCAGCAGGCGGAGGAGGAGCGGCCUGCGCGUGUGCACCGCAUCGUUCAGCUGCUGGUUGAAAGCGAAAUUAGCGAAGUCCGCUGA